AUGCCAACGAACCAAGAGCUGGCGAAAGAAGUUCAGCUACUGAGGGAUGAGCUAAAAAAUCGAAAUGCUGAGCUUAAAAAAGAGUUUGAUGUUGCAAACACAGAAGAAUUCCGUUCUUUGAGGAACGAACUGCAUGAGGCUCAGAAUAGUCUGGCCUUCAUGAACAAAGAUAUCGAAGAGCUGAAGGCAAAGUGUGAUAGUUUGAGUGCAGACAACACAAAACUGAAACAGAGCAAUGAUUUAUUAGAAACAAACAACACAGACCUAACACGGCAGGUCGCUCAACUCGAGCAGUACUCACGUCUCAACAACGUUGAGAUCCGUGGCGUGCCCAACAACCCGACCGAAGAUCUCGGAGAGCUUCUAACGCACAUUGGUAACCACAUCAACUGUCCCAUCACUAAAGCUGACAUCGACAUCGUGCACCGGGUUCCCACCCCAAGUCAACCAAACGCUCACAACAUAAUCGCGAGAUUCAUCUCGAGGGAUCAUAAGAAUGAUUUCCAAAAGAAGGCACGCCGCGCUCGCAUCACAAGCAAAGAUUUGAACCUACAAGAGGAACCGCGUCAAAUCUUUUUUAAUGAUCACCUUUCUCCUCUAAACAAAAAACUCUUCUCUGCGGCACUGCGCCUAAAGAAAGACAAGGAAUGGAUGCACCUGUGGACUGACCAAUGUGUUAUUAAAGCCAGAAAAACCAAUGGGAGCUCAGUUCACAAGAUCGUGUCUCAGGAUGAUUUGAGCGUCUUUGUCUAG
Molecule: messenger RNA, 753 nt
Organism: Ixodes scapularis (black-legged tick)
Lineage: Eukaryota; Metazoa; Arthropoda; Arachnida; Ixodida; Ixodidae
Exons: 1
Coding region: 1-753 (250 amino acids)
Source: RefSeq, a predicted model, not a curated record